GUCGUUACCCAAAUCUCAGAACACCAAACUCCAUUUCCAUCUCGAACGAGGGAGAGAGAGAGAGAGAGAAGAUAUCAAUCUGAUCCUUCCCUUUCCUUCUUCGAUCUCGUUUUGGUGGAUCGUCAAUGAACGAGAAGGCCAACGUCUCCAAGGAGCUCAAUGCCAAGCACAGAAAGCUCCUGGAAGGUCUAUUGAAAUUGCCAGAGAAUAAGGAAUGUGCCGACUGUAAAGCUAAAGGUCCAAGAUGGGCUAGUGUGAAUUUAGGAAUCUUUAUCUGCAUGCAGUGUUCUGGAAUCCAUCGAAGUCUGGGGGUACACAUAUCAAAGGUGCGAUCUGCAACCUUGGACACAUGGCUGCCAGAGCAGGUUGCAUUUAUACAAACCAUGGGUAACGAGAAGGCGAAUAUCUACUGGGAAGCAGAGCUACCUCCAAACUAUGACAGAGUGGGAAUUGAAAAUUUCAUCCGUGCAAAAUAUGAAGAAAAGAGAUGGGUUCCGAGGGAGGGAAAGCAAAACUCACCUUCCCGACUGCAGGAAGAGAAGCCUUCAUCCCACAUCGAUGGAGCUGGGGAAAUAAGUGGACAUUCACAUGUGGGCAGUUCAGAAAAUUUGUUUGAGCAAAAGGAGAAUCCUCAAGCUUCCAAAGACAAGGACAGUCUUCCCAUUAUGAAGAUUAGUAUUCCUCUUCCUCCUAAAGGAUCUGAGAAGGUGAUUCCUGUUUCAAAGCUUCACCCCAUUGCUUCAACGACAGAACCAGCUUUCGAAUCGAAAGUGCAGGAUGUUGGUGCCGCUCCAUCUGUUUCUCCCCCUAAGGCUGAUUAUUCCACCGACCUUUUUGACAUGCUAUCCAUGGAUGGUCCCAGUGAGAAUGGUUCAGAGGCUGCUGUUGUUGACGAUUGGGCCGGUUUCCAGUCUGCUGAAGUAGCCUCAACAGCUGAAAAAGAAAAAUCUAGUACAACGAAGGCUGUUGACAAUAGCACUAACCCAACAUCAGGUGUGGAGGAUCUAUAUAAAGACUCAGCUCCAGAGGGUUCAGUACCACAAAAGCCUCAGAAAGAUGUAAAAAAUGAUAUCAUGAGCCUUUUUGAAAAGUCUAACAUGGUAUCGCCAUUUGCAAUGCAUCAACAGCAAGUGGCAAUGCUAGCACAGCAGCAAACCCUUCUCAUGGCUGCUGCAGCUAAAUCUCUUCGUGGAGAUCAGAAAUCGAGUGGCAGUGCGCAACAUCCUGAUCUGCAAGGUACUAACAUAUCUGUCUCAAAUUGGGCCCACAGUGGCUACCAAAUUCCAGGCAUGAUGCCACUUGGCCAAGAUGAUCUGCUGAAGCUUAUGCAGGGAAGCAACACUGGACUGUCGCAUCCAGUGGGAAACUCUGUGCCAUAUCCAACAGCUAGCUUGCAGAUGAUGGAGCAAACUACCUCAUCUAAUGGUUUGGCAAGUGCUGGAGUCAGUAAACCUCAGUCAUCGUCUCCCAUUUCAUCGGCUUCUCCAUCAGAAUCUGGGAAGGAUUAUGAUUUCUCCUCAUUAACACAAGGGAUGUUCUCUAAACAUUGAGGAGAUCAAACAUUGUCAUUCCCACUAAAUUUAUGAGAAAAGAACCGAAGAGUCUACAGAAGCUUUUUCCUUCACUUGGGAUUGUACACUAUUUUGUAGAGGCAGGUCGGGUUUUCCAUUCACAUCAGCUGGUAGAGUUAAUAGUAUGAGUAGGCCUUGAGGGCAAUAAAAGUGAAUUUAGCGGCGAUUUGGAACUUCCUUUUACCUGCUAUAUUGAAUUUUGUGCAUAUUUGAUUCAACUCUUAUACAGAGAAAGGGAGCAACUUCGAGGUUCAUGAUUCAAAUAA
Rhodamnia argentea is the source of this 1837-nucleotide messenger RNA. RefSeq names its product ADP-ribosylation factor GTPase-activating protein AGD5. Bases 126 to 1550 code for a protein of 474 amino acids. The record is from RefSeq and is a predicted model, not a curated record. NCBI's taxonomy places the organism in Eukaryota, Viridiplantae, Streptophyta, Magnoliopsida, Myrtales, Myrtaceae. The transcript is spliced from 11 exons. Gene Ontology annotation, molecular function: GTPase activator activity.